This is a messenger RNA of Eufriesea mexicana, 1971 nucleotides long. RefSeq names its product protein fem-1 homolog B. Gene Ontology annotation, molecular function: protein binding. The record is from RefSeq and is a predicted model, not a curated record. The transcript has 9 exons. Lineage: Eukaryota; Metazoa; Arthropoda; Insecta; Hymenoptera; Apidae. The coding region runs from base 1 to 1971 and encodes 656 amino acids.
AUGGAAAUUAUUAAAUUCGAUGAAGAUUCAACACAAAUAUCGCGAUUAUUUUUAAUGUGUAUUUAUUAUGCUGCUAAAGAUGGAAUGGCUAUUAUUCUUUAUAAUCUUCUUAAUAGUAAAGAUUCCAAGAUGAUUAAUGCUAUAAUCAACCAAAAAGUAUUAUACGAUAGUGGACAAUAUUGUACACUCUUAAUAAUAGCAGCACGAUAUGGUCGUGAUAAAGUAGUUAAAAUAUUGCUCGAUAAAUUUAAACCUGACUUGGAACAAGAAGGAACAGUUAGAUUUGAUGAUGGAUAUAGUAUUGAAAAUGCAACUGCUUUAUGGUGCGCUGCUGCAGCAGGACAUUUGACAGUUGUAAAAAUAUUAGUAAAGGCUGGUGCUAAUGUUGAUCAUCGUACUAAAAAUCUAUCUACUCCAUUGCGAGCAGCUUGCUUUAAUGGACGAUUAGACAUAGUUAAAUAUUUAAUAGAACAUAAUGCAGAUAUAAAUAUUUUGUACGAGUUUAAUAAUACAUGUUUAAUGAUUGCUGCAUAUAAGGGUCAUUUAGACAUAGUAACAUUUCUUUUACAAAAAGGUGCAAAUCCAAAUGAAAAAACAAAUUGUGAUACUACUGCAUUACAUUUAGCAGCUGAACAUGGACAUACUACUAUAGUAUCUGAGUUAUUGACAUAUGGAGCAGAUAUAUCAAAAAAUGUUAGUGGAAUGACACCAUUAAUAACAGCAGCAGAACGAACUAGAGCUGAAGUUGUAGAAUAUCUAAUAAAACAUGUCAGGGUUAGCAGAGAGGAAACCAUUGAUGCAUAUGAACUUCUUGGUGCUUCUUAUGCUAAUGAUGAACGCAACUAUUGUUUAACAAAAGCAUAUAAAUAUUUAUGGAAAGCAAUGAAAGAUAGAUUCAGAGAUCCAGAAAAUAUUAUUUAUAAAAAGUUAGGUAAAAGUAUAAAAGCAUAUGAUAAUUGGCAAGAAUGUCAAACUUUGGAAGCAUUGAAAAAUAUUAGAAAUAAUCAAAAUGCUAUUCAUAUGGAGUCACUGGCUAUUCGAGAGAGGAUACUAGGACAGCAUAAUCCGAAGGUACCACACCAUAUUAUAUUCAGAGGAGCAGUUUUAGCAGACAGUGCUAGAUUUGAUAGAUGUAUAGAUCUUUGGCUUCAUGCUUUAUAUUUGAAACAAUUAAACAAUAUACCAGUUGUAAAAGAUCUUUUAAGGUUUGCACAGGUAUUUUCUCAAAUGAUACAUGUAGGAGUAGAUCUUGAUUUUCCCCAAGUUUUGAAUGUCUUAGAAGCCUGUGUAACAGGCCUUACACAUUAUAAAUCUAAAAUCAAUAACCCUGAUUCUGAAAAAGAUAUUGAACAAUAUAUUUGGGAGAUGGAAUCUACUAUUAUAAUUACAUUGUACAUAUUAACGAUAUUAACGAAACUUUUAACACUGAACGAGAGUAGAUAUGAAGAACAAGAUAAAAAUAAGGCAUAUCAUUUAGUUCAUAAACUCUGUGCUUUGGAAUUACGUUUAGGAGAUGGCCAGACACUACUGCAUCUUGCUGUAAAUGCUGCCACUCCCAUAGAUGGUUUUCAUACUAAUCAUGUUUGCAAAUUUCCUUGUGCUGGAACGGCUAAGCUACUUAUACGUUGUGGUGCUGAUGUAAAUGCAAUGGACAAUGAAAGAAAUACACCAUUACAUGUUAUUGUUAGUUAUGGAGAACCUAUUAGCGAUUUUAUGACUCUUCAUUCCAUUAUCAUGGGACUUAUAGAUGCUGGAGCACAUAUGGAUACAGUAAAUAGUGAAGGCAAAACUCCAUAUGAUGCUGUUACUACAGGUGUAGCAGAAAUAAUACUAAGAUCUCAAACAAAAUUAUCAUUAAAAUGUAUGGCUGCAAAAGUAGUAAAUACUUAUAAUUUGUCAUACUGUGGAAACGUACCACGUUCUUUGGAAAGUUUUAUUGAACUUCAUGGACCAGGUCUCAAUCAGGGUUAA